GAAAGUUGAAUUCAUAGUAGCAGAAAACCCCUCUCUCUCUCUCUCUCUCUCUCUCUCUCUCUCUGUCAAUGGAAGUCCAAAGAAGCCGAACCAAUUAACCGGAGUCCCUCACUGGACCGUCCCAUCAGCUUCCAUGGACCCACCCAACCCGAACCCGAACCCGAACCCGGCAUCUAUGCGGGUCCUAAUCCGCCCACCCCCUUCUUCCUAUUCUUCACCUCCUUCCCAAACCAUUCCGAUUCCCUCCUCCUCCUCAGACCCUCCCUCCACCGACGGCGUCGUCGUGGUGGGCUUCAUUGGGCCGCCGAGCACCGACCACUCGGCCCAGCUCAUCAAUCGGAUCCUCGACUCCAACGUGUUCGGGUCGGGCAACCGGGACAAAACCCUCGGCGUCGAGAACCAGGAGGAGCUCCGGGACUGGUUGAAGUGGCGGAGAGUCAGUUACUACCAUGAGGAGCAGAAGGGGAUUCUGUUCUUGCAGUUUUGCUCCACGCUCUGCUCCGCCGUGGACGAUAACGGGUUAUCGGACUCCGGGUCGGGUUUCGACUCUGUGUUCGAAGAGCACGACUUUGGAGACCUUCAGGGGAUGCUUUUCAUGUUCUCUGUUUGCCAUGUAAUUAUAUAUAUUCUGGAGGGUUCACGGUUUGAUACUCAACUCCUGAAAAAGUUUCGAGUGUUACAAGCUGCCAAGCAUGCCUUGGCUCCAUUAGUCAGACCCCGAAAUAUGCAGCCAACACCAUCCAAGCCCUAUUCGUCAUCCUCACGGCCUACCACAUCUGCAACCUCUUCGAAAAAUUCUUCUCCAGGUAGAGGUGGUGGCAUGUUGACUCGCAAUGCUUCUGCCAUUUCGCUAAUGUCAGGUUUAGGUUCCUACACUUCUUUGUUUCCUGGACAGUGUACCCCAGUCACACUGUUUGUUUUCAUUGAUGAUUUCUCUGAUGUGCCAAAUCCUAGCUCUAGUGUGGAGGACUCGGCAGAUACAUCCUCACUAAAUCAGCCUUCUAGUUUGGGCACUUCAGCAAGGCCAAGUUUGCCUGUUAAAGGUUCUGGUUCAGUGGUUGUGCUAGCACGCCCUGUGAGUAAAUCUGAGGGUAGUUUUAGGAAGAAGCUGCAGUCAUCCCUAGAAGCACAAAUUCGUUUCUUAAUUAAGAAGUGUAGAACACUCUCAGGUUCUGAAACUAGUCAUGCUGGGUCUAGAAAUGGUGGUGCUUCAAAUUCUGCACCUCUGUUUUCACUUGAUGCAUCAAGGGCGGUUCUGUUGUUAGAUAGGUAUACAAAUCAGAGAGGUGAGUCGCUUGAGUUUGCUACUGGCCUUGUUGAAGAUGUUUUGAAUGGGAAGGCAACCUCAGAUUCUCUUUUGCUUGAAAGUCAUGGUCAGAAUGCAAGUAAAGAGGAUAUAAUAUCAGUGAAGGAGUUCAUUUACAGGCAAUCAGAUAUUCUAAGAGGGAGGGGGGGAGUUGUAACCAAUUCCAAUAGUGGUUCAGCUGCUGGUGUAGGUAUGGCUGCUGUUGCUGCAGCCGUCGCUGCUGCGUCAGCUGCAUCAGCUGCUGCAUCAACUACGUCUGGAAAGACAUUUAAUGCUCCAGAACUUCCAACUCUCCAAAUUUGGUUAUCUUCCAGUCAACAAAUUCUUCAUGGGGUUCUUUCAGCAAAAGGUGGCUGCAUAGAUGAAACUGAAAUUAGUAAAAGAAAACCUCGGACGAGGAACACUAUUCCACAGCCAGUUGAAGGAGUUUCUUCGAAAGGUAUGGAUCCCCUAGAUUUAGCAGUAUCUUGGUUGGAAAGUGGUAAUAAAAUGAACUCCAGAUUUUCGACUUUGUGGUGUGAAAGGACCCUUCCAGCUGCCAAAGAGGUUUAUCUGAAAGACUUGCCUGCUUGUUACCCAACUUCACAACAUGAAGCGCAUCUGGAGAAGGCUUUGCAUGCUUUCCACUCAAUGGUAAAAGGACAUGCAGUGCAGCAUUUUGCCAAAAAGUUGGAGGACGAGUGCACCUCCAUCUGGAAAUCUGGAAGGCAACUGUGUGAUGCUGUUAGUUUGACUGGAAAACCAUGUAUGCACCAGAGACAUAAUGUUGAUACUAAUGAGUCACUCUUAGGAGCUACUGUGAAGCAACAUUCCAGUGGAUAUGUUUUCCUUCAUGCCUGUUCUUGUGGCCGUUCACGGAGAUUACGAUCUGAUCCUUUUGACUUUGAAUCAGCAAACAUUACUUUUAGUUGCUUUCCGGACUGUGACAAGCUCCUCCCUACACUUCAAUUACCUGAAGUAAGUAGUUCAGGGCCUAUUCAAUCUUCCUCAUGGAGUUUGAUUCGCAUUGGGGGUGCAAGGUACUAUGACCCUUAUAAAGGCUUGCUUCAAAGCGGGUUCUGUUCAACUCAGAAGUUUCUUAUGAAAUGGACAAUAUCUAUGGAGAUACAGAAUAGGGCAAUCAAUUUCACUGCCAAAGCAGUGGAUCAAGGUUCUGCCGUUAAGUCAGGUACAAACUUUAAGCUUGAAUCUAAAGCUGAUGUGCAGUUGCACUCGAAGGAGUUACAAUCCAGAGUUGAAAGCCAUAGAAAACCUGCAGAGGACAUAGUGUCUGAUGAUAAUAAAAUCAGUUUUGGUAAAGGUCUACCCAACUUUACCAUGAGAAAACCUUUUUCUGAGGUUGUUGCUGGAACAGCAGCUGCAGAUUCAGGAUUUCCUCCUAUCCAGCUGAGGAAAAAAUCUGCAUCCAGUUUAGAUAAGAGUUUCAAGCAAAUUAGGUCAAGGGAUCAGAGUACAGAGCAGAAUAGUGAUAAAGGAACUCAAAAAUCUAGAGGUGAUUUACCUGUUCAAGAAACAGUGAGUGGGAUCAGUAGCACAGAUGUUGAUCCUUAUCUACGAAUAGGUAGUAAUGUGGUCCCUAUGAACCUGAAUGGCGUUGAAAGGUCCAAACCGGACCCUUCUUUUAAGCAUGUAACAGUGUAUGUUGGGUUUGAGCAUGAGUGCCCGCAUGGCCAUCGUUUUCUAUUAAAUCCAGAGAAUCUUAAUGAGCUUGGGUCCUCAUAUCAGUUGCCUGAAGAAUCUCAAGUGAAAUCAGACCAUAUUCAGGCAGAUUCUUCAAAACUAAGUAGGAAUGGUUUCCAUGGUAAAGCCCAUCGAAAUUCAAAUAGGAUCACUGCUACCGGCACAAAUAGGGAGAGAAAUGUAAAUAAGUCAAAAGAUAUACUAACUAAUGGUGUCCUGAAUUCAGAUGGGAUGAUACAGUUCUCAGGACCAGGAAAGGAGCAGAAUCAUACUAUUAGUGUAUCAACAGUUGCUAAUUUUUCCAAACACGAUGAAGGGAGCUUUCAGUCCAUUAAUAUUGAUGAUGGUGGAUGUGCUUUCUCCAUGUUGAAUAGAAAUUUACCAAUCUAUAUGAAUUGCCCACACUGCAGGCUCUCUAAGAAUAAGCAGGAUCCUCCGAAUACUAAGUUUUCGGGGACAGUAUCACAGCUUCAACGGAUUUUUAUGGUUACACCUCCAUUUCCAGUCAUAUUAGCUACUUGCCCAGUGAUACAAUUUGAGGCAUCAUGUCUACCUCCAUCAAUCCCAGAACGUGAGCAGAAGUUGCGGUUCAGCCUCGGAUGCCAAGUGGUAUUACCUCCAGAGAGUUUCCUUACUCUUAGACUCCCAUUUGUGUAUGGUGUAGAACUGGAGGAUGGAAGUUUACGUUCUCUAAACUGUUUUGAACAUCAACCAGAGGUUACUGCCUGGAUUACCAAAGGAACAGCAUUACAGGUCAUAUCCAAAAGAAAUAGUACUGGUCAAGAUUAAUAUCUCACAUAAGUUAUUGAUUCUUUGGAGUUUGGCAAGUACAUCCGUGCCUGAGUUGGCAAAGGCUGAAUGGAUUGGUUGGCUCAGUCGAAGAUGAUGCUCAGAAGGUAGAAUUUGAAAGUGGUGAUUGAAGAUAUGAAUGCAGGCUAUGGAUUUUUUUUAUGGAUAUUAAGGAUGGUGCAUAUGAUGAUUGGUAAAUUCCAACCUCAAAGCACAUACGUGAAGGGUCCUCUGCAGCCAGCAGGUUUGGAUUGAACAUCUAGGUUGCUGCUGGUUGACAGAAGCUUUCAAAUGCCAUGUUCACUCUUCAUUUAGAGUUGCAGAAGAAGCCAUGGAUGCUCGGGUGUCCUGGAUUCUUGCUGACCCACAAUCUUCACUGCAGUGAGGUUGUCAUACUGAAAUGUGCUAAAAUUGGCAACUCGUAGAGGUCUAGCAACCCGUGUUUAUUUGAAACGAGCUUGCAUAGUUGCAGUAUAUGAUGGCUGCCAUGGAUGGAUGUCUCAAUUUGGAAGAUCAUACACCUCUAUGUAUAUGCCAAAAAGAAUGCCUAUAGUAUGCCAAUUAUGUCUUGUUCACUAAUUCUUGCUUCAGUACUAGAACUAAUGUUGACAGGAAAUAGAUAUUAUAUCCACUUGGUCUCUAUAUAUCUGUUGUUUUUGUACCCGUUUCAA
Molecule: messenger RNA, 4446 nt
Organism: Rosa rugosa (rugosa rose)
Lineage: Eukaryota; Viridiplantae; Streptophyta; Magnoliopsida; Rosales; Rosaceae
Exons: 7
Coding region: 134-3775 (1213 amino acids)
Biological process (GO): nuclear-transcribed mRNA catabolic process, nonsense-mediated decay
Source: RefSeq, a predicted model, not a curated record